Mytilinidion resinicola is the source of this 546-nucleotide messenger RNA. RefSeq lists its product as uncharacterized. The record is from RefSeq and is a predicted model, not a curated record. The transcript has 3 exons. Lineage: Eukaryota; Fungi; Ascomycota; Dothideomycetes; Mytilinidiales; Mytilinidiaceae. The annotation marks the transcript as partial.
GGCAUACGCAGCAAUUCAACCUCGUUGUACGUCCGCCAGCAACCAAGAGUAGCGCUAGUCUCAACCACUGGCACCGAAAAGAAUCGCAAGCCGAUCGACCCGCCUCCUUUUGUAGAGCUUCAAGUGGAGAGACGCGUAGACCCAUCGCAACAUUUUCUCAAUAAUCCCUACAUUUUUUCGACUGUAACCCUCUACAAGGCGGACGUAGACCAAGACUACGACGACACACCUGGCAAGUCGCUAGCAGGAACUUUCGUCUCGUCUGCCAACCGAUUGAAAAAUGAGGUCAACAUCGAUGGCUGUUACUUCGUGUUCGGAGAUAUUUCUGUUAAGGUUGUCGGCACUUACCGCUUGAAAUUCUCCGUAUAUGAAAUGAGGAAGGAUGGACAAGGAGUAGUAGUGUACCUUGGCGCGGUCAUUUCAGACAAAUUCCAAGUCCAGACACAGAAAGAUUUCCAAGGAUUGUCAGAAUCGAAUUAUCUCACCAAAUCUUUCCACGAGCAAGGCAUGCAUUUGAGGAUUCGAAAGGAACCACGAACGACGCUA